CACCACUCUCGGGAAGGGCCGUACCAGCAGCCCGGGAGCGGACCCCUCUUAAAGCACUGCGCGGGUGUUGCAGGAGUUGGUUUGUAGUGGGGCGAUGGCGGUCUGCGUGCGGCUGGGCACCGCGGCCAAAGUGCCCCUCCUGGGGCUUGGCACAUGGAAGUCUCCACCAGGUAAGGUGGAAGCUGCAGUGAUGGCUGCUAUUGAUACUGGUUACCGACACUUUGACUGUGCCUACGUGUACCAGAAUGAGAAGGAAAUUGGGGAGGGGAUCCAAAAGAAAAUCAAGGAAGGCGUUGUGAAGCGAGAUGACCUCUUUAUUGUCAGUAAGCUGUGGUGCACAUUUCAUGACAAGCCUUUGGUGAAGGGAGCCUGCCAGAAGACUCUCACUGACCUGAAACUGGAUUACCUGGAUCUUUACCUCAUCCACUGGCCUCUUGGUUUGAAGGCAGGAGAGGAACUGCUUCCCACAGAUGACAAAGGCAUGUCUAUACCCAGCAACACAGAUAUUCUACAGACAUGGGAGGCCAUGGAAGAGCUGGUGGAUGCUGGUCUGGUAAAAGCCAUUGGAAUCUCGAACUUUAACCACGAGCAGAUUGAAAGAAUCUUGAACAAGCCGGGGCUGAAAUACAAGCCUGCAAAUAACCAGAUUGAAAGUCACCCAUAUCUUUCCCAGGAGAAACUUAUCAACUAUUGCCAAUCCAAAGGGAUCACUGUGACAGCAUACUGUCCCCUUGGACGCCCUGACAGGGAUAAACCAGAGAACAGUUCCCUUUUGAAUGAUCCCAGGAUCAAAGAAAUUGCAGCCAAACACAAUAAAACCCCAGCACAGGUUCUCCUUCGCUUCCAGAUCCAAAGAAAUGUGAUUGUGAUUCCCAAGUCUGUCACACCACAGCGCAUUGUGGAGAACUUCAAGGUGUUUGACUUUGAAUUAACUAAAGAGGAGAUGGCAACCCUUCUCAGCUUAAACAGGAACUGGAGGAUCUGUGAAAUGAACAUGUGCAAAAAUCACAAGGAGUACCCUUUCAAUGCAGAAUACUAAAGACUGUUUUAUCCUGCCUUCCUGGAGGCCUCUGUGGUCUAAUGAGCAUCUACUGCUGCCUUGAGCUGUCCACUAUGUAGCUUACACACUGUAUCUCUCCUGCCAGCAAAGGCAUAGUGUAUGUAUUCAGUGACAUGAGGUUUUUCUUCUUUGGUAGAAGGAAAUGGUGAAAUUGUUCUCAAGAACAAAAUAUGGGCUAUAAUAAUUCCCUUAUCAAUAGGUAGAAUAGUCUCUGCAUGACUGAAAUAGCAAAGUAGAAAACCUGAAGAAUGAACUAGCAACUGAAUAAUUUUUGUUGUCUUGGAUCACCUCCAUUUAAAGCUGCAGGGUAAGAAUAUGUGAGCACACAAGAAAUAUCCACCCUGAAAGAAUUAACUACACAAUCACUGCCUGGAGAUAAAAGACAACAAUUAACUUGACUUCUAGAGCACAGCCCCAAGCUUUCUGUGAAAGAAUAGUAAUUGGGAGAGAUUGCCAUACCUACAGAUGCAUAACAACUCUUACUGGGCACUGUUUCUGUCACAUUCUUUUACAGACUGAAUCUGAACAGAGAUUAGUGUUCAACUUUAUUCUUAUACAUUGUUCCAAAAUAAAAAAUACUUAGAUUAC
This is a messenger RNA of Melopsittacus undulatus (budgerigar), 1648 nucleotides long. Its product is annotated as aldo-keto reductase family 1 member B1-like. Gene Ontology annotation, cellular component: cytosol. NCBI's taxonomy places the organism in Eukaryota, Metazoa, Chordata, Aves, Psittaciformes, Psittaculidae. The record is from RefSeq and is a predicted model, not a curated record. The transcript is spliced from 10 exons. Gene Ontology annotation, molecular function: aldose reductase (NADPH) activity. Bases 95 to 1039 code for a protein of 314 amino acids.